Messenger RNA from Tarenaya hassleriana, 687 nucleotides. RefSeq lists its product as uncharacterized. Bases 1 to 687 code for a protein of 228 amino acids. The transcript has a single exon. The record is from RefSeq and is a predicted model, not a curated record. NCBI's taxonomy places the organism in Eukaryota, Viridiplantae, Streptophyta, Magnoliopsida, Brassicales, Cleomaceae.
AUGCCAUCACAUCUACGGAAAAAGGGUCAGUGCUCUAACUCUGUUCCUACAUCUUUUCCUGACCCCAUAGCGGCUGAAAAAUCAACAGAGAUCUCGGAUGAUGAAGAACGCGACAUAUACAUUCCACCGCCACCACGUCCACCUCCGGUUCCUUUCCCUCAACGAUUCAAAAAAACUAAAGAAGACACCCAAUUUGCUCGAUUUGCUGACAUGGUGCGUAAGUUGGAAAUCACUAUGCCGUUUCACGAGGUUAUCACUCAGAUGCCAUCCUACGCCAAAUUCCUGAAGGACAUUCUCACAAAGAAGCGCGUUAUCGAGAAGGAAACCAUCACGCUUAAUCUUGAGUGCAGCGCCAUUCUUCAGCACGAUCUGCCACCGAAAAUGUUGGAUCCAGGUAGCUUCUCGAUUCCCUGUAAAUUGGGAAAUGUUUCUAUAGAUCGUGCUCUUUGUGAUUUAGGUGCCAGUGUAAGUCUCCUACCACUCUCCAUCUACAAGAAACUCAACGUGGGAGAACUCAAACCGACUCGCAUGGCUCUUCAACUAGCUGAUCGUUCUGUCAAAUAUCCUCUGGGUAUUCUCGAGGACGUCCCGCUGAAAGUCGGCGAUUACUACGUACCAGUCGAUUUCGUUGUGCUUGACAUGGACGAAGACUCCAAAAUCCCGAUUAUUCUAGGGCGGCGUUCUUAA